This is a messenger RNA of Camellia sinensis, 2587 nucleotides long. The record is from RefSeq and is a predicted model, not a curated record. NCBI's taxonomy places the organism in Eukaryota, Viridiplantae, Streptophyta, Magnoliopsida, Ericales, Theaceae.
GACUGCAAAAUCUGGAAACAUUCGAAGUAGAUGAUUGUCCAAAGAUGGAAGCGAUAGUCUCGGAGAAAGGAAAAGAAGGAACCACCAGUAAUGAUAUCAUCGUGUUCUCUCAAUUAACAACUCUUAAACUAUCUGAGUUGGUGAGCCUUAAAAGUUUCUACAACUGGCCUACAAGAUUUGAAGUACAACCGUUGUUCAACAACAAGGUUGCUUUCCCCGUCUUGAAGGAUUUGAAAAUUCAGGGAUUGCCUAACAUAAUAGAGAUAUGGGACCGGCAAUUACUCAUAGUCUCAGAAGAAGAAUCAAAGUCCUUCUGCCAACUGAAAGAUAUGAUGGUUUCUAAUUGUAAGAAAUUGGUACACGUGGUCCAGUUCAAUAUGCUCUCACGACUGCAAAAUCUGGAAACAUUCAACGUAGAUGAUUGUCCAAAGAUGGAAGCGAUAGUCUCGGAGAAAGGAAAAGAAGGAACCACCAGUAAUGAUCUCAUCGUGCUCUCUCAAUUAACAACUCUGCAUCUAUCUGAGUUGGUGAGCCUUAAAAGUUUCUACAACUGGCCUACAAGAUCUGAAGUACAACCGUUGUUCAACCACAAGGUUGCUUUCCCCGUCUUAGAGGAUUUGGAAAUUGAGGAAUUGCCUAACAUAAUAGAGAUAUGGGACAAGCAAUUAGUCAUAGCCUCAGAAAAUGAAUCAAAGUCCUUUUGCCAUCUAAAAGAUAUGAGGGUUUCUAAUUGUGAGAAAUUGGUACAUGUGGUUCAGUUCAAUAUACUCCCACGACUGCAAAAUCUGAAAAAAUUCAACGUAGAUAAUUGUCCAAGGAUGGAAGCGAUAGUCUCAGAGAAAGAAAAAGAAGAAGGAACCACCAGUAAUGAUAUCAUCAUGUUCUCUAAAUUAAAAACUCUUAAUCUUUCUGAGUUGGUGAGCCUUAAAAGUUUCUACAACUGGCCUACAAGAUCUGAAGCACAACCCUUGUUCAACCACCAGGUUGCUUUUCCCGUUUUGGAGGACUUGGAAAUUCAGAAAUUGCCUAACAUAAUAGAGAUAUGGGACGAGCAAUUACUCCUAGCCUCAGAAAAAGAAUCAAUGGCCUUCUAUGAAUUGAAAGAUAUGAUGGUUUUUAACUGUGAGAAAUUGGUACAUGUGGUCCAAUUCAAUAUGCUCCCACGACUGCAAAAUUUGAAAAAAUUGAACGUACAUAUUUGUCCAAGGAUGGAAGCGAUAGUCUCGGAGAAAGAAAAAGAAGACGGAACCACCAGUAAUGAUAUCAUCGUGUUCUCUCAAUUAACAACUCUUAAUCUUUAUGAGUUGGUGAGCCUUAAAAGUUUCUACAACUGGCCUACAAGAUCUGAAGCACAACCCUUGUUCAACCACCAGGUUGCUUUCCCCGUCUUGGAGGAUUUGAAAAUUAGGGAAUUGCCUAACAUAAUAAAGAUAUGGGACAAGCAAUUACUCAUAGCCUCAGAAGAAGAAUCAAAGUCCUUUUGCCAACUGAAAGAUAUGAGGGUUUCUAAUUGUGAGAAAUUGGUACAUGUGGUCCAGUUCAAUAUGCUCUCACGACUGCAAAAUCUGGAAACAUUCAACGUAGAUGAUUGUCCAAAGAUGGAAGCGAUAGUCUCGCAGAAAGGAAAAGAAGAAGGAACCACCAGUAAUGAUAUUAUCGUGUUCUCUCAAUUAACAACUCUUAAUCUUUCUAAGUUGGUGAGCCUUAAAAGUUUUUACAACUGGCCCACAAGAUUUGAAGCACAACCCUUGUUCAACCACCAGGUUGCUUUCCCCGUCUUAGAGGAUUUGGAAAUUGAGGAAUUGCCUGACAUAAUUGAGAUAUGGGACAAGCAAUUACUUAUAGCCUCAGAAGAAGAAUCAAAGUCCUUCUACCAACUGAAAGAUAUGAGGGUUUCUAAUUGUGAGAAAUUGGUACAUGUGGUCCAGUUCAAUAUGCUCUCACGACUGCAAAAUUUGGAAACAUUCAACGUAGAUCAUUGUCCAAAGAUGGAAGCGAUAGUCUCGCAGAAAGGAAAAGAAGAAGGAACCACCAGUAAUGAUAUCAUUGUGUUCUCUCAAUUAACAACUCUUAAUAUUUCUAAGUUAGUGAGACUUAAAAGUUUCUACAACUGGCCUACAAGAUCUGAAGCACAACCCUUGUUCAACCACCAGGUUGCUUUCCCCGUCUUGGAGGAUUUGGAAAUUGAGGAAUUGCCUAACAUAAUAGAGAUAUGGGACAAGCAAUUAGUCAUAGCCUCAGAAGAAGAAUCAAAGUCCUUCUGCCAACUGAAAGAUAUGAGGGUUUCUAAUUGUGGGAAAUUGGUACAAGUGGUCCAGUUCAAUAUGCUCUCACGACUGCAAAAUCUGGAAACAUUCAACGUAGAUGCAUGUCCAAAGAUGGAAGCGAUAGUCUCAAAGAAAGGAAAAGAAGAAGGAUCCACCAGUGAUGAUAUCAUCGUGUUCUCUCAAUUAACAACUCUUCAUCUUUCUAAGUUGGUGAGACUUAAAAGCUUCUACAACUGGCCUACAAGAUCUAAGGCACAACCCUUGUUCAACCACCAGGUUUGAUUUUCCUUUUUUAUUUUAUUAACCAUGGCCAUGGGAAA